GACAAACAUGCAAAAAAAUAAGAAAUCAAGAAGGGGGCAAACACUUUUUCACACAACUGUACAUGGGAUGGGACUCUCACAUGGGCCCCACCAGCAGUAGGAGGUGGACAGAAUGGAGUAAAGGGAGUACACAAGACUGGCACCAGAUUAGUUCCCACAUUGCCGACCACCUCUCCAGAGCUGGGUUUUCUCCUCGGCACGAGGUUGACGCUGGACUGCUCUUUCUGCACCGUGCCAUUAAAAUAAACCUCUCACUGCUUGAUUUGCUCCUGAAUGCGAAGCCAGUGAGAGGGACUGUAAAGAAUGUGGUUGAGAACGUACUGCUGGAUACAUCAUUCAGAGAUUUUUGUUAUUCUUCAAUAGAAAAAAUAUUGCAAUGUAGCGUUUGGCUGUGUUGUUGGGUUCCCACAGUGGAAAAGGCCUAUAUUGUAGUGGUGUGACUCCAACCAAUCACUAAUUUUCCUUCUGUUUGUUUCCUAGAUUUGAGAAGCAAACUGAAGUCAUCACUUGAAAGAUUGCUCUAUAUGCGAUGCAAUCUGGAUGUCCACAUAGCCUAGGAGGAUUCUAUUCUGCAUUCCAACACAGGAGUAACGUUGGUGCUCGGUCAUCACCUCAGGCCAUCAAUGUUACACCUGUACCGGUGGUUCACCCUGAGAAUGAAAUACAAAACAACAUGGUAGCCUCUCCAUAUCCCGGGGAGCUUGGAGUGGCUCACGGCCCUGCUCGGUUGCAGAAAAGCUAUGGACAAUCACAACAAAAUUCACAGGGACUCCACCACCAACAGGAGUCACUGGUAAGUACAGUAAGCACUGGAUCCCAGCCCCCCAUAUGGACUAAUACAACAACUAAGUUGUAUUCAUCAGCUGACUUUUAUUCAUCAGCACACAUCUCUGCACAGCACGGCAGUAAUUUUGGGACAUCAGUUAAUGGUUACUCUGUAAGACAAUCUGUUGAUAAAAGUGGACAACAAAGGGAAUAUUCUAAGGAGAAUUUCAGUAGACAUUUUCUGAAAGAGUCGGAUUUGGACAAGAAUACUGGACUGCAGCAAAGAAAACAUUUUUCCAAUGGUAGCAAUUCUGCAGCACUACAGGGAGACAGCCUUGAAGUAGCACAGACAAUUCCUCAAAAGGUUCAGUGUUCCUCUGCGCAGAAAACUUCUCCAAUGCUGUUUGACUUACUGACAGAAAACCCACCCGAAUCCAAAUCCUUUACCUCCACAUCUUCUUUAUCAGAGGAAACUAAUGCCAACAUGGCGCUCAAUACUGUUACUCAUGUUUCAGGCAGAAGACACCAUAAAGAUCUGCAAGUUAAAGAUUCACUAGCUGCUCUAAACUGUGGACAGACUAGAAGACAACACCUACAUCAUUCAGGAGGAACUCCUUCCACUUCCCAUCAGCAGCAGGUCUCCUUUCCUUCCCUUAGCCAUCAGCCAUCCACAGACAAAGUCUUGUCAGUUGGAGAAACGGAACCGCCUACAUCAGUCGAAAUACAUGCCUUUAUUGCAGAAAAGCUUGCAUAUUUUCGCGACUGUUUAACUAAAAAAAACAGAAAUGAUAGACAUGCCAAUAAGGAGUUGGGCAGGGACUCCACACUGCAGUCAAUGCAGUCCCAUCUCCCCACAACCUCUGCCUCUAAAGAAGAAGAUUUGGAGAGGCAGAGUCUCAACUGUGCUGCGAAAGAGUACUAUGCUGCAGUUGGACAAGCACUUGAAGAGGACAGUUCAAAAAGCAGCAAAGCAAAUGCUGAGUUAAUGCCCCAGUUUAACGAGACGCGUGAUUGUGCUACAUCUGCUUCAGAGAAACAUUCAACAGGUAUACUAGACACUGCUGUAGAAAACUCAAAACAUUCUCCUAAAAAUGUAUCCGUAGAAAAGAGUGCAUUGGUAGUUUUUGAUUUGUCAUUAAAAAAACAUUUGGAUAUAUCUAUGCCUGCUAAUAGCCAUUGCAAACUUGUUUAUUCGGAUGACUGUGAAGAUACAUUUAUCAGUAACAAUGAUGAAAGUUUCCGUAGUAAAUGGUGCGAUAAGUACUUAAAGAAUGGCAUGAGCACUCUUUAUUAUUCCCCAACUGCACUGAAGGAGCUCAUUGCCAGUCUAGAGACUGUAGACAGCAUUGCCGAGACAGAUAACGUUUCUAAAGUCAUACUGCAACAAUAUUGGAAUGCGAAUAUAGAUAACGUUAAUCUCUUUGCAUCCACAGAAUAUCCACAAAUAAUGCUGAAAGUUGCUGCCACUUGUACAAAGAAUGAAGAUGAGAGUCCAUGGGUUAUCACAGCAGUGCCUGGAGUGACCUGGGAUGACAUGAGGGAGAAGCAACCCACUUUAAUGUUUAACCACAGCUUGUCGCAAGAAGAAUACAAGUCUCAUUUGUUAUACAGCAACAAGAAUUUGGAUGACAUAGACCAAGUGCCUGGUGCUUCAUGGGCUCUCAACCACAUGACAGAGAGGGAGAAAGAAGAUACAGCCCUUAAAACUGUGGAGACAGUAGGAUUGGACAGUGCGCAAGGUAUGGCUGAUGUCUCGGAGGAUCCUCAAACUAAGUCAAGUUCAGUGGCGUCUGGAAACAGAACAUUUGGAUUCUCACUCAUUGAAAAUCGAAAUGCAAAAAAAAAGAAAAGUAUUGAGGAUCCACAACAUUGCGGGGUUACCCGUAAGGAAGCACAUUCAGAGCUAAAUUCUUCAGUUGGGGAAAUUCUGAUCCAUAAUGUACUAUCAAUUCCUACAAACCAAAGUGAAUGGCAGAGCAGCCAAAAAAUUCGUGACUGUGCGAGGGAGGACGCUGGUUCUGCGCAUUCACAAAGUAAUUUAAGCAUAGUACCUGCAAACAAGUUACAAAAGCAUGCUCCGCUAUGUGAAAGCAAGGUUGAGGAAGCACAUCCACCGUAUGAAGACGUUUCAGACGAUGACAUGUCACAGCUGGCCACAGAACUACCAAACACAGAGCAUGGGGAAUUUAACAGUCCUGCUUGUCUACAGUAUGAAGAUAUAAGUGAAGCAGAAAGUCAGACUGAGUCUAAGGUUGUAAACCCCUCUGUUUCAUGUAGUCCUUCCUCUGUGUUGAACAAUGAAGUUGAGACUGAUGAUGAGAUGGAUGAUGACUAUUUAGUCAUACCUAUAAGCAUUUUCAACCUUAAAUAUGAACCAGAAGAUGACCAGGAUAGCCCAGAAACGAUUGUCUCAGAAGGUGGGGAAACAGGAGUCCAAGAAAGACAGUGUCCAACACACUGCCCAUUUUCAAAUCUUGCGCUAGCUACUGCUUUUCCCCCGGUGCUGGUGUUUGACACACAGGAGUGCUUUCUGCAAGCUGUGCAAUGUGAAAAUAUGAUUGAGGUGGAAUUAGGCAUUAGCCCCCUUGAACAUGAAAUGGACUCUGAGGGAGAUGUACAGACACCUCAGAAGAGAAGAGUGUCUGUAGACGGCUGUGAAACUGUAGACAGCUGUGAAACUGAAGACAGUUGUGAUUACUCAUCUGCAUCAGAACGCAACUUUUUGACAGUGUCCAGGGAGAUGUUGAGUAAAAGCUCAGCACCUGUGCCCUUAGAGACAGAUGAUUCUACGUCUGAAAAAGAGGGUGAGGGCAAUGAGACAAAAAAUUUGCAAAAAGACCAAACGAGGGGCGUGGACAAGUUGCGCAGUAUGCAAAAACCUAGACAGCCGUUUCAAGCCGAAGCCCGCUGCGCUAAGCGUGUUAGUUUAAAAAGGGAGGACGUAAUAAUCAUAGACUCUGACACAGAGGAUGAAGAUGAUCAAAAAAAGGCAAAAAUAAAGAGGAACAGGUUACACUCUUCAGGAGGCUCAGAGGACAGUGGCAAUGACACACAGUUUAGAGAAGCAACGGCGGACGCGUGCUCUGACCUGUUUCACAGUGGACCGCCGAUUGAAGUUACAGGUGUCUCUGAGCAUGUACUACACAACACCAACAGACAAACAACGUCAAAAAGAAGAGUAGAUAAACAUCAUUCUAAUGAAGUGGUUAAAAAUGGCCAUUUCAAGAAAAUGAAGGCAGUUGCAGAAGGAAUAUUCUCAUCAGGAUCAGAGGACAGUAGUGAUGAUUUAUUUGCUACAAAUAGCAGACCAAUUGAAUCUGUGGACCGUCUGUGUAGAACUGCUAACGCAAAGCCUCCAAAAAAACAAUUGUCAUCUGGAGACUCGCCAGAGAAGCAGGCCCAGUCUGUGAGGAAGGUGGCAGACUCCCAUUUGAAUCUCAAUCCUGUGAUUCCUCGCUUUGUUGCGGAGUCUUCUGGAGCCAAAGGCCGCUUGAAACUUUUAAAAGAACCUGUAGUCCACACACAGGGUAAAGAUAGAACUCUGUCUCCAGAGACCUCCACGGCAUCCAGCAAAAAGGCAAAGUCCUGUGAAAAGAAUAAAGCACAUUUGAACAGAAAUGAAAAAGUACAAUUCCCCACACCCGAGCCUGCAAAUAAUAGAAACCAAGGAAUAAAGAAUAAUGUUUGGGCAAACGUACAAAAACGUGCAAUGGUGUCAAGACUGCUUUCCUUACCUAUGCAGGAAGGCCCAUCCACCUCCUUCAAUAGCUUGUCAGCCACAGGUGGACAACUCAGACAAAGUGCCGUCUCCUCAAGAGGUUUGUCUCCGUCAGAAGCCUUCUCUAGUCUUCCAUAUGAUCCCAGAGAACAAUCUGUUCCACCCAAACUGCAGCGGUCUUACAGCAACCCCUCAACAUUAAAACAUCCUCCUACAAAAGGCCCAGCAUCAACCAUGCAAUUAAAUGCAACUGGCAACGCAAAGGUGCAAGUGAAUAGCAAUCAUCCAAUCAGGAGAGACGGUAACAAUUUAAGACCAGGACCUAGUCACCAUGACAGGGCUGGUGGUGUCAGGGCACCCAGAAAGAGGCACAACUCUCACAAGCCUGCAACAAGCCUGAUGAAGAGAGCCACUAAUGAUGCCAAACAGUGGACGAAGGCCAUAAACCGGGUUUCCCACAAAGAAAGAAGACACUCUGUGGGUGAAGGUUACAAGUGGUCAGAGAAGUCAACGGCAAAGCCAACAAAAGGUUCCAGCAUGGACGAGAAGAAGGGUAGAUCCCCUCCAAGACCUUAUCUGUGAGAAAAGGGUGCCAGUGUCUAUAAAUCCGAGUCAAGUUUGUUUCGCUUCCAAAGGGACAGCUGUUGCUGUUCUUUAGGUCUUUUGAUUUUUCAAAGUGUGUGUGUGUGUGUGUGUGUGUGUGUGUGUG
Molecule: messenger RNA, 5192 nt
Organism: Anarrhichthys ocellatus (wolf-eel)
Lineage: Eukaryota; Metazoa; Chordata; Actinopteri; Perciformes; Anarhichadidae
Exons: 3
Coding region: 530-5065 (1511 amino acids)
Source: RefSeq, a predicted model, not a curated record